Molecule: messenger RNA, 306 nt
Organism: Ilex paraguariensis (yerba mate)
Lineage: Eukaryota; Viridiplantae; Streptophyta; Magnoliopsida; Aquifoliales; Aquifoliaceae
Source: the annotation of a GenBank genome assembly
AUGGCACCUACCAGACCAGAUCACAACCCAGAGGGACAAAUGAAAGAAAUAAUCCUAGUAGAGGCCCAAGAACAGGGCAAAGAAGGCAUCGGGACCAAGAGAUCAAAUGACAAGCAGAUGACUUCAGGAACAACGUCUGAUCUAAAGGCUCAAACCGAUUCGGGAUUCCCCACAGAACCUGGAUAUGGAGUAAACCAUUGCCCCCAAGAUCUACCAGGCCUUUCGUCUCCACAUGAUACACUCACUCUGGAUGUUCGAAGGAAAAACCAACUCUGCGGAUGUCCCCUUGAACCCGAAACCCCCUGA